Molecule: messenger RNA, 2325 nt
Organism: Lactuca virosa
Lineage: Eukaryota; Viridiplantae; Streptophyta; Magnoliopsida; Asterales; Asteraceae
Source: the annotation of a GenBank genome assembly
AUGAUAUUAGUGAGCAUUGAAGCGGGUACAGAGAUCACAGAUUAUGCACUUGAAUGGGCUGUUCAAAAUGUAAUCAAGCCUAUGGAUUCUCUGAUUCUACUUGUGAUCAUCUCUUCUCAGGAAUACAAUCCAAAUCCAAUCAAGAAUAUUCCACCCCGACAUUCUUCUAAAGGAUUAUUUUCUCGCAUGUUGAAGAAACGGAGUGGUGGGAAAUAUGACACGCCAGAUAAGGAUGGAUUUGUAGACGAUGGACGUGAUAUACCACAACGAAUUUAUAAUGUUUGUGCACAAAUGAUACACCACGUUUUCUCCCUUCACAAAGUAGUCAAGGUUCAUACCGAAGUAAAAGUGGUAGCGUAUGCCCCGGUGGGAUCAGUGGCUAUGGUAGCAACAGAACAGUGUGCAAAAUGGGUGAUUCUUGAUGAACGCUUGAAGAACGAAGCAGAUUGUUGCUUAAAUCAGUUCUUGAAUUGCAAUGUCGUGCUUAUAGAAGGUCCCUUUCACAAGAUCCUUCGAUCAGUGAACUUCCCACUCAAUAUGAACAUUGAUCAGAAGCAGGUCCCGACUAUUGCUGAUAUGCUUGGUGCUUCUCCAGCCUUCAAGCAAGUUAACAACACGAGUCUUGUAACUGGAUCAGAUCUGACUCCAAGCUCAUUCAACACACAAAACAGUUCAUUUUUUUCAAGUUCAUCAUCUACUACCAUUGAAUAUUUUUCAGAAAAGACUCUGUCUCCAGUUGCAAAGUCCAAACCUCCUCGCCAAAAGCAGUAUCUAAAAUCACAGCAAUUGAAUCAGAUUCCUGAGUUUGACAUUAAGGUCCGUCGAAGAUCUGUAUCUGGUCCUCUAGAAGUAAGAACGGAUGGAAAUGAAAAUCAUUCCAGAGUUAAGAAUGAUAUGGCAAUAGAUGUAGACAUGAAAGUAGAAACCGGAAUAGCAUAUGCAACAAGCCGAAGCCAAAGCCAAACACAAAGGCAUCAAAACAACUCGGGGCAACUUACUACAAGAAGGGUGUCAUUCAGCCAUGCAAAUACUCCAUCCAUUGACAGAACCUCAAGUGUACGAAGGGACAUGUCACUCUCUCUUAAAAAGCCACCUACACCACCCCCUCUUUGCUCUGUCUGCAAGCAUAGUGUUCCUGUCUUAGGGAGAUCACCACGGAGGUUUAGCCAUGAAGAGAUUGAGAGAGCAACUGAUGGAUUCUCAAGAAGAAAUUUCUUGGCAGAGGGUGGAUAUGGUGAGGUAUACAGAGGUGUUUUGAGUGAUGGACAGGUUGUGGCAGUGAAGCAACGAAAGAUGGCCAGUGCACAAGGUGCAGCUGAGUUUUGUUCUGAGGUUGAAGUGUUAAGUUGUGCGCAACAUAAGAAUCUGGUCAUGUUGAUUGGUUAUUGUAUCGAGAAGGAAUGGCUGCUUGUAUAUGAGUUUGCUUGUAAUGGAUCUUUAGACAAACACUUAUAUGGAUUAGAGGAAGGUGUGGUGAUGACUUGGGAGAAUAGAAUGAAGGUUGCAUGUGGUGCUGCAAGAGCAUUGAGAUAUCUUCACGAAGAUUGUCGUGUUGGCUGCAUAAUUCAUCGAGACUUUAGGCCUAACAAUAUUCUCUUGACACAUGAUUUUAAGCCAAUGGUUGGAGACUUUGGACUAGCUCGAUGGCAAGCAGAUGGACAGUUAGAGGAAGAAACACGCAUUGUUGGUGCGUUCGGUUACUUGGCUCCGGAGUAUACACAGACCGGUUUGAUUACUGAGAAAGCCGAUGUAUAUGCAUUUGGAGUAGUCCUGUUGGAGAUCCUAUCCGGCAUUAAGGCUAUAGAAUUCUCAAGAACCUCUAGGCAGCAAUAUUUUCCUGAAUGGGGUCGACGUUUAUUUACUGAGGGAAAGGUAUGCACGGAAAUGAUCGAUCCAAAGUUAGGAAAAAUGUAUGAUGUAAAAGAAGUAGAAUACAUGAUACAUGCAGCAUGUUUAUGUAUAUCACCUCAACCCGAACAAAGGCCAAGGAUGUCUAAGGUAUUGAGAAUUCUGGAAGGUAAUUUUCUUGGUGAAUGGCUUGAUAAUGGUCAAGAACAAUCUACCACCACCUUCCUAAAACCAAGUUUAGAAAGCUAUCACUCAAGCACGGAUAGACUAUCAAUGAAGCUAGAAAAAGGUCAAUAUCAUAAGCCAACGCGCGCUUUAACAAAACUAAGUUCAAUUGCACUCAGAUUGGAAAAUCACCAAGAUACGAUAUUCAAACCGACAACAUCUCCACAAAAGCAUGUGACCAGUGAUGAAUAUCAAGAAUACUUGCAAGGGUCAUUCCAGAAACAUAUCCAGAGGUUGAACAUGAAGUUGUAA